Umbelopsis ramanniana AG is the source of this 1046-nucleotide messenger RNA. RefSeq lists its product as uncharacterized. The record is from RefSeq and is a predicted model, not a curated record. The transcript is spliced from 7 exons. Lineage: Eukaryota; Fungi; Mucoromycota; Umbelopsidomycetes; Umbelopsidales; Umbelopsidaceae. The coding region runs from base 75 to 833 and encodes 252 amino acids.
UGAAGUGGUCUAGUUUGCUGAGCGACAGCUGUUGCUUCUGCUUACCGCUUGGGCCAGGGGUGGUCCUUAUUACCAUGUGGUUCUUUGUCUUUGGAGCCUUGUUUGGCGUGCUUAGUUUUGUACAUAUAAUAUUCGGUAUAUCAUUGACUGCGACAGUCAUCAUUGCAGGUUCUUUCUACAUUUGCCUCGCUGCAAUCGCAUUAUUCGGAUUAUGGGCUAUAUUAAGGAUAGAUAUCAAAUGGAUAUCUUACUACAUAAUGCUGUCCUGUCUGUCUACUCUGCUGUUAAUAGCCAUGUCCGUCGUCAACACCUGCCUGCUAGUUGUGCGCAAAAGCCAGUACCUUGCUCAAUGCUCCAGCGAUAGCAGAGUUACUGGUUAUGUGGGCAGUAAUGGACAAAGCGAGCAGGAUAUUGCAGAAGACUGCGAAAACUACUUUAUAAAAAUUGCGGCUGUCUCCAUUUUCGUGUCAUUAUUAUUGAACAUCGUGAACCUUGCUUUUAUGGUCAAACUGAUACAAUAUAUGCUCAAAGCUCGUCGUAUUCAGGAUGAAGAAAGGUCUCACGUCAAUUUACAAGAACGUAGACAAAGCAGACUAACUGAGCCAUCAGCAAACUCAAAUAGAGCCCCAGAGUCUGGUAAUUUGGUACUGCCGUCACAUAGUCGUUCAAGAAUUUCACCUGCAAUGAAGGAUACAAAUGGUGGGCUUCCUGGGAACAAUGAGACGGUGGCCAGCUCAGAUGCGCCAGAGACCCCAGCACAGCCAAUUGUCAUCUCCACCGAUCCACCACAGCAACCGUCUUCGUUAGACAUAUCGGGCGGUGACCAACAAUGAGCUUUUCCACAGGCAAAUCAAUAUCCUCGGUCCUUGUGUUAAUUCCCUUCUACUAUUAUUUCGCGACAAUAACGAUUAGGGAAAAGAUGUAUAUAACGUAAACGUAAAUGCUAACGAUAGUAGAUAAUCUCACAGUGCGCUUAGCUAUUCAACAUUUGCAUGUUGAAAAGUAUUAUAAUAAUACCAAUACUUCAUGGUAUAUUUUUUUCUACA